GUGAUAUGGCGAAAGAAGCAUUUGUUAACAGGGAAACUCCGACAUUGAGAGACUUGGCAAAACCAGUGAAGUUUGCUGCAAAUGCUUGCAUAUUGGGUCUGCAGAUAGGAAUCUGCAGUGCUUGUUACGUCUUCGUCGCAGAGCAUUUACAAGAAGUCGCUGAGUAUAUCUUCUCGCUACAUGUGUCACGCAUUCUAUCAUUUUUCAUACUUCUGCCUUUUUUUAUUCUUCUGGCCUCUGUUCGCAAUCUAGCAUUAUUAUCGUGGGUUGGUCUUGCGGGAAAUGUGUUGCUUGCAUUGAUAAUAAUUACUAUUAAUGUGCAAAUGAUGUUCAUGACACACUUACCUAUCUCCAAACUACCUUCUUUUACAUCGGUCGGAGGUGCUACAUCAGCUGCUGGUACUCUUGCCUAUGCUUUCGUCGGUCAAGGAGUGAUAUUAUCGAUAGAGAACAAAAUGAAAAAACCUGAGGACAUGUUAGGGCCAUGUGGAGUCAUCUCAGCAGUAAUGAUUAUGCUUACUAUUCUUUACGCUGCGACAGCUGUUUUGGGCUAUGUCACUUACGGCGAUCAGUUGAGAGGCAGUGUCACCCUCAAUUUGUCCAAUUCU
Messenger RNA from Cylicocyclus nassatus, 608 nucleotides. NCBI's taxonomy places the organism in Eukaryota, Metazoa, Nematoda, Chromadorea, Rhabditida, Strongylidae. The record is from the annotation of a GenBank genome assembly.